AUGUUGGAUUCAGUAUAUGAAGGCAGUGAAGAUAUACUGGAAGAGAGUGAAGAGGAUGCAAGAGCAGGUCUAUACAUGGACAUGAACAGUAGCACAGAGUACGAAGAUUGGGCCAAUGGAGACGAUGGGCAUUUAGGGCAGGACAUGUACAGGUUUGUACAGCCUAGAAGAUUAUCUUCAUGGGUACAAGAUGAUGCAGUAUUUGCCUGUUUCAAGUGUCACACGGCGUUCUCGCUCCUGGUUCGUAAACAUCAUUGUCGUGCCUGUGGACGCAUCUUUUGCUCGGUCUGUUCAAGUCAACGUGUGGUGAUUCCUGGAGAUUACGAGGUGACACCAGUAUCGCCGGCUUAUAAUUCAUUGACGACAAAUGCUAGUGAUUUGAUUGGUAAUAUCAGCUGGUAUUUGACGUCGUAUUCGAGUCCAAACGCAGCGGCGGGGAUGAAUAUGAGUCGCAGCAGGACAAUUAGACACUCGCAAUCGUUUAUGAAUACGGUGUCGCUGAGAUCGACGCCUGAAGAACAACAGGAAAAGUUUUUGAAGGAUGUCCAGAGGCUGCAAGAAAAUAACGUGAUCAGUAAAUUUACGCCGAAUCGGACUAGAUCUGGGAGUGCAUCGUCAUCUCUGACGAGUAUUGGGGCAUCAAAUGCGACAAGCUCGCACAGAUCGAUGGACGUCCAGGAUAGCAGUGUCAUGCAACGCGUUUGUGACGACUGCGCGUGUGCACUGCAACAGCGACGACACCACUACAUCACAGUCAAGGUGUUUGAAUUGUGCGAGUUUGAUCUGCAGGAAUUACGGACUUUAGGCCAAGUGUGUCGGAAAUGGCACCGCGCAACUAUCAUGUGUUUGUCCAUGUUCCGCCAGAUACAGUACUAUUUGCCAACGCAUCGCUUGUCUGAGAGAGAGAAAAAAAUGUUGAUCAUUAACCGUUCGUUCCUUGCUGGUCACACAAAGUGGCUAUUGCAGCUCGUGAAAGCUGUUGACUUCUCGGGCGAGAAUGAGACAGAGCACCAUGUUACAGACCUGACUGAGAGUGACAUUGAUAGUCCUAUCAGUGCUCGACAAAGGCACGAAACAAACAUGCAGUUGGUGGACGAAGUGAUGGAAUUGUUACGUCAGGAGCGUAAGCAUACAUGUAUGCUGACGAUGUGCUCGCGUCUGUGCAAGCCACACAUUGGUAGUGUCGACGCAUUGGAAAUUCUUGCGGACGAGACCAUUUGCAACCAUCGACUGCGCGCGAUGGCGAUUAAGGCAUUGCUGAAGACUGCUACCGAGAAUGAAUGGUGGAGUUACUUGCAGGUGCUUCUGCACAGCCUCAGUGUAGAGUCGAACGCUGCUGGCAGCAAGCUAGGGCAGGCACUGAUCCGUCAAGCUCAGUGUGAUAUUCGCUUCUGCUACGAUUUAUACUGGGGACUUACGAUCAUGGCAGAAGAUUCAAGUUGUCGCCGCAAGUUUGAUGGCAUGAAGCAGCGGCUACUUCUCACGCUGGUGCAGUUCAAGGACAAGUCGUCAACUGGCCGCCUGGUAGAGUUACGGAAGUUUGCCAGUGAUGACAUUGCGGAGCAGCUGCUUCGGGGUCAGGAACUGGUGGACUUACUGUGGAAGAUCCCACCACGCAUUCCUGUCGAGGAUGCGCGUCAAAUCUUGCAAGCAUCGAUCGAGAAAUCAUCCCUGCCAACGUCGACCGAUGACAAAAAGCUUAGCGACUCCAGUCAAGCAAGAAGGGAUGGAGGGCAAUUAUGGCCACUCUUACGACUGCCUGUCGAUCCGCAGGUCAAGGUUUGCGGCAUUGACUACAAAAAGAUCGAGAUAAAACGAAGUGCAGAGGCACCCAUGAUCAUCACGUGCACGGACGUCAAUCGCGAGGAAGAGGAGGCUGAGUACUUUGCGGAUGCUAAUGCCGAAUCUCAGCGGAAUACAUGGAGUUGUCGUACUCAGAAGCUGCCUCACUAUCGCCUUAUGUACAAGCGGGAUGAUCUUCGAAAAGACUCGAUUGUUCAGAACAUCAUCAACGUCAUGUACUUGAUUUUAAAGCAGGAGACACGACUGGAUAUUCCGCUAGUGACGUAUCGUGUGCUUCCGACGAGCAGUUUUGACGGGCUCAUUGAGAUCGUCGAGAAUGCGCACACGCUGUAUUCCAUUAUUCGAGAUCACGGUACAAUCAUGAAUUUCUUGCACCAUUAUAAUGGCCAUCGCACACUCAGCGACAUCUCUUCCUCUUUCAGGGAGAGCCUUGCCGCAUACACUGUAAUCACUUUCUUGUUGGGUGUGGGUGACCGCCACGCAGACAAUGUCAUGCUCACAAAAGACGGCAUCUUAUUCCACAUCGACUACGGUUUUAUACUGGGGAAGGACCCCAAGCCGCUGCAGCCGCCGAUGAGAUUGGACCACUACAUGAUUGAGGCUCUUGGAGGCACGCAGACACAGCAAUUUGAGCAGUUCAAGCAGCUGUGUGUCGUUGCGUUCAACUGUUUGAGGCGGCACGUGAGUUUGUUUAUGAUCAUGCUCACGUUGGUAGUGAAGGCACUUCCGGAGAUAACGGACUUUGGAGUGAACUACACCCAGAGUGACCUCGAGGCCUUUGUAAUCGAACGAUUUCUUCCAGGUCAAUCGGACGAUGAGGCAGCGACAGCGCUGAUGUUGCGGAUGGAAGGCAAGCUGAACGAACGAAUCGGCUUGAAGCUUAGUGACUUUGUGCAUGCCCAUUCGAAUGAGAAGACGGUGUCGAAAGGUAUGACAUCUGUUGGCUCGUCCGUCAAGAUUGGCGUCGAAGCUGUCGAAGCAACAGUUUCCACCGUCGCGAGCUCACUCACCAGUGGUGCUUCGUCUAUUUAUAAGUACGUGUGGGGUGGGCCGGAGCGAUAA
This is a messenger RNA of Peronospora farinosa, 2865 nucleotides long. NCBI's taxonomy places the organism in Eukaryota, Oomycota, Peronosporomycetes, Peronosporales, Peronosporaceae. The record is from the annotation of a GenBank genome assembly.